UGACACGGAUUUUGACAGCGUCAUUUGUAAUUCGUGGUAAACGUUUGGGAAUUUUGUGCCAUCGUCUACAAAGAGUGAUUCAGUUGUUAUUUUCGUAUUUUAUUAUUUAAAUAAUUUAUAUAUUGGGUAAAGCUUAGUAGUUACUAUAGAUAAGACAAUUAACAAUGGUAAACAUCUACUGACGUGAAUAUUUCAAUAAAUUUAUUCGUUUAAAUGAAGUAGGUACCUCGUAGUGUAAAAACUCUGUACAAAGCGGAUUCUCUUCCCCAUCUGAGAGUGCAUCCGUCUGCGAGAUCGCGGCCGCGAUCGUCUGGCUAGCCAUUGCUACUUUCUCUCGCUGAUGCCUCGACGUCGAUUACUCAAUACGUUGUGCAAACUCUUGCGGGUUCGACUCGAUGUUCUAACGGUAGUCUACAGGCCGCGAGAGCAAAUGUCGGUCGUGUGACUGCGCCAAUAACUGUCGUUUGACUGUGUUCGGGUUGUGAUGUGCUAUAGUUUGUUGUGAUGGUGGAACGGGAUGGUAUGCGUCGGGGCAGCGGUGGCGGCUGCGGCUGGGGCGGCGGACUGCUAGGCCGCUGGUCCAUCCGACGAUUGCUGUUGGAUAGCCCCCUCGUCGGCAGAAGAUUCGCCCACUCAGUUCUCGACCAGGGGCAAGACAGUCGACAAGUGAAGUUGAGCUCUGUUGAGCAAGCGCAGACCAGGCAGCAGACCGCAGUGGAAUUUAUUAACGAGGACGAAGAGGGCGAAGUCCUAGAAUGUCCGCUAUGCCUCUCAAUGAUGAACGCGGGCGGCACCGUGAGGCUGGCGUGGUGCAGCCACCGGUGCUGCGAGCCCUGUCUCCGGCAGUACCUCGCCAUAGAGAUCUACGAGGCCAGGGUGCCUGUCAAUUGUCCAGUGUGCCACGAGAACAUGCACCCGCUAGAUGUACGGCGAAUCGUGGACAACCCAAUCUUGUAUGAUAAAUACGAGGAGUUCUCAGUGCGACGCGCGCUGGCAGCUGACCCGGACACAAGGUGGUGCCCUGCCCCAGACUGUAGUUUCGCAGUGGUGGCGACGGGAUGCGCGUCGUGUCCAAAACUGACUUGUUUAGCGCCCGGCUGCGGGGCGUCAUUCUGCUACCACUGCAAGGCCGCCUGGCACCCCACGCAGACCUGCGACGCGGCGCGACGAAGCAGACAGCCGCCGCCCAGGACGCCGCAACCUUCGCACUCUGACAUAGACCAUGGUGACGUGAAGCCAUGCCCCCGAUGCUCAGUGCUCAUAGUGAAGGUGGAAGACGGCUCGUGUAACCAUAUGGUGUGUUGUGUGUGCGGCGCAGAGUUCUGCUGGCUAUGCAUGAAGGAGGUCUCCGAUUUACAUUAUCUCAGUCCCAGCGGCUGCACAUUCUGGGGCAAGAAGCCGUGGUCGCGCAAGAAGAAGCUGCUGUGGCAGCUGGGCACGCUGGCGGGCGCGCCGCUGGGCAUCGCCGUGGUGGCGGGCGUGGCGCUGCCCGCGCUGCUGGUGGGGCUGCCGCUGUGGGCCGGCCGCCGCGCGCACCGCCGCCUGCGCCGCGCGCGCCCCGCCAAGCGCCGCGCCGCCGUCGCUGCUGCCACGGCCGCCGCGCUGAUCGUAUCUCCACUCGUGGCCGGUCUCGCGGUCGGCAUCGGAGUCCCGAUCCUGCUAUUCUACGUGUACGGCGUGGUGCCGGUGUCGCUGUGCCGCGCGGGGGGCUGCGGGGGCGCUCCGCCCUCCGCGCCGCACUUCGACGACGACAGGGAGCACGCCAACGAUGCUGACGCGGCUUCGAGGAGGCUCGAGCCCAGUAUAGGUGACGCGUCCCUAUCAGCCGGGUCAGCGCAGGCGGUGGGCCGCGCGGCGUCGCUGGCGGCGCUCGCGGGCUCCCUCGGCGGCCACGAGGCGCCCUCGCCGGCCGCCACGCGCCUGGAGGUGACCGCGGACGUGGCCCACAGCGACAACACCAGCGCCGCCAGCUGGCCCGACGACGCGCCCUCCACCUCCUCCCGCAGCGCGCGGCUCCGCAGCCUCUUCUUCUACGGGUCCGCCGCGCCGCCGCCCGACCUCGAGGCGGGCACGUCCGCGCCGCCCGCCUGCGGACCCCGCACUGACGUGGCCACCUGUGAAACCGAGGACGGCUCGUAACGAAUGCGACGACGAAUUCGAAAAUGGAAUACGCCGCCCGUGCCGUCUCGCGGUUGGCCGUUGGACGCAGAGGAGCAUAGAACCAAAUAAAGUUGGUUUCGAUCUUCUUCGCGCAAAGUUAGUUAUGACGUGGAAAUAACGAUGUCCGAUUCGCAAAAUUGACAAUAUGGAAGCGCUUGUUGAUUUGUAAAAUGUUGUUAAAAACGACCCAUUAUUACUCACUGCCCUUACUUAAUGAAAAUGACAUCAAAAUUGGUAAAAUGAUACUCGUUUUCCGUCUGUUACUGUACGCCCGUCCCAUAGGAUGGAUAGUGUUAAAUUCGCGAGAUCCUAUUUUUGUUGAAUCUGACAUUGUACGCCUAAACCGUGUCGCGUUGUUUGUGCCAACCUGUCGCUUGAACUCGACGGCAGCUCUAGAUAGAUGCUUCUCGCUUUCAGAGCUACUCUAUCCGAUAUUUGUGAUACUUUGAAUAAUAACUACUAUUAAUGAUCUAAAUUAUUUAAUUUUUCACGUUUGUAGGCAAAAGUAAUCUUAAGCGAUAAUUAAUGUUACGUGAAUCAUAUAAAGUGUAAACUAUGAUUAAAAUGUG
Messenger RNA from Amyelois transitella, 2729 nucleotides. RefSeq names its product E3 ubiquitin-protein ligase RNF19B. Gene Ontology annotation, molecular function: zinc ion binding; ubiquitin protein ligase activity; ubiquitin conjugating enzyme binding. NCBI's taxonomy places the organism in Eukaryota, Metazoa, Arthropoda, Insecta, Lepidoptera, Pyralidae. Bases 505 to 2139 code for a protein of 544 amino acids. Gene Ontology annotation, cellular component: cytoplasm; ubiquitin ligase complex. Gene Ontology annotation, biological process: protein polyubiquitination; ubiquitin-dependent protein catabolic process; positive regulation of proteasomal ubiquitin-dependent protein catabolic process. The transcript is spliced from 9 exons. The record is from RefSeq and is a predicted model, not a curated record.